This is a messenger RNA of Pseudomyrmex gracilis, 3026 nucleotides long. Its product is annotated as transmembrane protein 268. The transcript is spliced from 5 exons. Lineage: Eukaryota; Metazoa; Arthropoda; Insecta; Hymenoptera; Formicidae. The record is from RefSeq and is a predicted model, not a curated record. Bases 408 to 1790 code for a protein of 460 amino acids.
GCGUAAAUAUUUUUUUUGUAUUUCUUUUUGUUAACGAGAGUUGUUUUAAUUAUUUAUUAAAGCCGUCCUUCCCAGAAACGUUGAAGAAUUAUGGGGAAACAAAAGAAAAAUACGAAGAAUUGUUAUCGAUAGGGCGCGCAAAUCGCGCGCGCUCAGCUCAGGUGCGCACACACGUACGUGUACGUACACACACACACAUAAAUGUGACACAUAACUACUACUCGUGUGCCUCAUGUCGUGCCUGCUGCCUCUCCUCGCGAUUCCCGGCCCUACCUCCCUCCUCGUUACACCGCUGACGUCCCACCUACCGCCGUCAUGUGCCCCAUGUCGUUGUACACCUUGAUUUCGUGAUUCGUCGCACACCUCUUCGGCUCGCGGGGCAUGAGACAGGACAUCUUGAAGCAGUCAUGAGUUCCGAAGACGCGGUCGACAAUGCGGCGGCGGCAGCUAAUUCCUCCGCUAUAGCGUUGAAAACAAAGAAUUGGGUCCAAUUCGAAGACGAUGCCGGUCCGAAAGAGGCAGCUAUUAACGCGGAACGAAAAGCAAACAGCGGCAGCGCGUCCGCUGUAAUAAGACCGGAAUCGGUUACAAUGCAGGUUGACAAGAUCAAUAGCGGUAUCGAUCCACCUGAUAUUAACGAUAAGAAACCCAACGAGUACAGAGGUGCUGUGAUAGCAACAGAAUCCGUCCAGAUUAACUUAGAUAGAUCAGGUUUAAGUCGUUCCAUAACAGCCGAGAGUGCGGAUCUUAAAUUACCGUCAGACGUCCGAGCACCGGAGGCUAACAAGAGCGCCUCGUUAAAGACCAUCGAUCUGCGAGAUGUGUCCAAUGGCAGAAGUACGUCGAGCAAUGUUAUCAAUACAUCGGUCGGAAACAUUAGACAGGGUUUUGCAAACGGCGACACUAUUGUCACUCUUUUGCCGGUUAACACCAAGUGGCCGUGGAUCACUCCAGCCAGAUUUCGACCGGAGUUAGUGCCGGAGGAAUUGAUGGCGCAAGGAUUAACGCUCACAGUGGAAGAUUAUGUUCAUAUAAUGGAGUUGCUUGUGAACGACGUGCGCUUCAACAUGUACAACGUCUGCUACAAGAGAAUCCUCGUUCUUUGGAUAUUUACUGCUUUCAUCGUGUUGCUCGGUCUGCUGUUCUCGGGCGUGACCGGUCUCACUUUGUUCGGACUCGGCGUUAUGUGGUUGAUGCUGAACGCGGCUGCGAUAUUUUUUUGCAUGUUUAUCAAGAUAAAGCUCAAUCACAACCUCGAGAAGUGUAUGGCUCAAGUCAACAAACACUUGUUAAGGCACAAAAUAUUACUCGGACUGGACGACAGGGGAAAGAUUUCCUGUCACAAAGUCAAUCUCUGUUUUAUAUACUUCGAUACUACUGAUUGUGUUAAAAAGCUGCAAGAAAUAAUAGAACGGGAGGAACAGGAGGGCAGAAUAUUCGGUGACGAUGCCAGAGAAUCAAACCGACAACGAGAGUUGCAGCAGCGUAUGGAUAUUGACGACAGCGACAUUGUUAUACAAGGCAGUACUACUACGAGAAUUUCUCGUAAACAGGCUAAAAACGAACAAGUACUCUGCCGUUACGUGCAACGUUGGGCUAAGGAUUACUUACGUCGACGUUUGGAUUGGACAGUCGACGAGGAGGGUGGAAAUCCUUCUUCGCCGCGUCAUUUAGCGUCCGCUCUGUGUCCGUGUCAGUAUAUUGAAGAGUGGUUACGCAAUAAGCCGCGCGUUCAGGGCCGAGAUUUUUGUCCCAGAUGGAGUAGUUUUCUGAGAGACAGAGGCAUUUGAAAUACAGUCAUUCCGUAAAGUUUAAAAAAAAAAAACAAUUUUAAUCAAGAAUAUGACGAUUCUUUUUAUACACAUAUAUUAUAUAUAUACAUUAUCUCUUACAUAGUAUACUUAUAAUCGUUAAACUUUCUUUACGUCCUAAAGAAACUUUGUUUCCAAUUUUAUCAUUGCAAUAAUCUUUGAAUAGCCGAUAGUUUGCUCAAAGUGUAAAAAAUAUGUACAAUUACGGGCAGCUUCUACAAAAAUGGUUAUUUUCGCGAAUUCGAAAAUAACAUGCGUAUUACAAUUUUGUUCAAAUGUAGUCAUUUUUAAAGUAUAAAUUUAUCUAUAAACUCUCACAUAUAUAGCAAGCACAUUUGACGUCCCAAAUUGACAUUAUUGUGACAUUAUUGACAUUGUGACAUUAUUGACAUUGUGACAUUAUUGACAUUAUUGUGUAUAAAUACAGUCUAAUGUUACAAAUUUCUAGACGUUAUUAUAAAUAUUAUAUAUUUAAUAAAAAUUGGAAUGUUCACAUAUUAAAGUAAUAAAGAAAAAGAUAAAAAAAAACAAUAAAAAAACUAUCAGACAAAAAGGGAUAGAAUACACGAAUUACAAAUAAACUCGAGAUUCGAUCCUUAUGGACUUUUUUUGUUAUAAUUUUUUUACCUGGUUUUUUAUGCAGAUAAGCUAGAUCAGAGCCAAUUAUUAUUGAUUAUUUAAUGUGAACGUCCAAAUGUGAUAUAAUACUUUUAAUACAUCAAGAAUUUGUAACAUUAGAUUGUCAUUUUUACAUAAAAAAAAUUCUACCGAUGUGAUAAAGACAGUAGAAAUGAUUAAUUUAGGACGUCAAAAUGAUAUAUGUUUGCAACUUGGAAUUAAUUGAAGCGCACAAUACGUACGGAAGACAGAAUUUUACUUAAUUUGAUUUAAAAUAUGCGCUUUAGACACUGCAAAAAGGUAAAUGCUGAAGAAAUUCUAAGGUCUCCAGUCUUGUUGAGGUGUGAACUUUCAAUAUACAUUUACGAGCAUGUGUGUUGAUGCAGUAAGAUUUUAUCUCUUGAUUAUUAUUUUAUUCAUUGAUUAUUAUUUUUAUUGAUUGUAUUAUUUUAAGAAUUGUUUUACGAAUUUUAUACAUAUACAUGUGGAGGAAUAAAAUAUACAUACAUGUUUUAUUCCUCUACAUGUACAUAGUCUACAUGUACUUAAUUUUAUACAAGAAUGUAUUUAAGUAUACAGAUAAAACUACUACACACA